This is a messenger RNA of Acanthopagrus latus (yellowfin seabream), 4756 nucleotides long. RefSeq names its product prestin-like. The transcript is spliced from 22 exons. NCBI's taxonomy places the organism in Eukaryota, Metazoa, Chordata, Actinopteri, Spariformes, Sparidae. Gene Ontology annotation, cellular component: membrane. The record is from RefSeq and is a predicted model, not a curated record. Gene Ontology annotation, molecular function: bicarbonate transmembrane transporter activity; chloride transmembrane transporter activity; oxalate transmembrane transporter activity. Gene Ontology annotation, biological process: transmembrane transport. The coding region runs from base 1047 to 3074 and encodes 675 amino acids.
UGGAUGGGGGUCAGAGCCCAUGAAGGGGCCGACUGCAGGCAUCCAUGAAUAUUUUAAUAUUUUAGCCUCGUCUCACAUUGCCUUUUGUCAAGCACCCAUCCCAUCACCCGUCACUCACGAUGAGAGAGAGGAGAAGAGAGGAAGAAGGAAAGCUAAUGUCACCCGAAAUGAACAGUGAACGGGGAGACGAAGAGGAGGGAAGAGGGGGACCUGAAGAAAGUGCACAUCUUCAUAACCCCUGCCACUCACAAAAAAAAAGCGACAGUGGGGUGCACCACUGAGAGAAAAGAGGAAGGGGGGAAAGCCAAGAGCCAAAGUGCUCUGUGUAACCACCACUAUCACUUACAGGGGGAAGAGAGAGUGAGAGACAUGAGAAGGAGAGAGCAAAAGCACAAGUGCUGACAAGGCUCCUGGAUUGGUGAUGUCACGUGAGCGGCUGCCUCUCAUUGGCUCAUCUGGGAGAAAAACGACAGCCAAGCCACACCCCUCCCCGGCUCUCCAUCAAGCUCAUCACCGAAAACGCAGCCAGCAUCAAACAUCCUCUUCCUCGUCCUCUCACCCUCAUCCGGGCCCCUCCACCAUCCUCCUCUCAGAUAGCACCAUGACACCUUGGGGAGGCCUGGCUCUCUCCGAAUCCUCCUUUACCUCAAUCGCCCCACCUCUCCCUCAACAGCACCCUCUGCCUCCACCUCCUGCUCCUCUGCCCACGCCGUCCACUCCUUAUCGUGGGAGCCAGAGCGAAGACGAAGAUACUUCCAGUUCCAGUUUUAACUCUGAGGUUCCAUCUUCACCUGUAGCGGUCCCUCAGGACAGUGCAGGUUCAGGGGUCAGAGGGUUGCGGGCGAGGCGGAGGGCGAUGCCCCAGCGCCGGUUGCCUCGUCCUCCCCGUCUGCCACCGCUGCAUCCCGUCACCAACCUCAGCUUCUCUCGCAGCUUCACCUUCUCUUUCUUCGAGCUGCCUCUGCACCAGUCGCCUCGCUGCCGCGCCGAACGCGUCCGAAACCUCAUGCUGCUUCUGAGACAGAUUCACUUCUGAAGAGUCAGCGAUGGACAGCGUUGAGCGAAGUGGCCUUCCUCACCACAGGCAGCCAUAUCUCGCUGUUGCCCUGGACAAUGCACAGCUGGAUGUCCUUGGAAAGCGAGUAGAAAAGAAGUCCCUGUCAGUUUUGGAGAGGGUGAAAACACAAUGUUGCUGUUCUGGUCCCAGGUUGAAGAGCUUCCUGCUCGGCUUUUUUCCCAUCCUGUCAUGGCUGCCACGCUACUCCAUCAGAGAAAACGCAUUAGGAGACCUUCUGUCUGGAGUCAGUGUCGGGAUCAUACAGCUGCCACAGGGUAUGGCCAAUGCCAUGUUGGUGGGAAUCCCCCCAGUGUUUGGUCUCUACACCUCGUUCUAUCCUCUGAUCAUCUACUUCCUCUUCGGCACUUCCAGACACCUCUCCAUCGGUACGUUUGCUGUCCUGGCCAUCAUGAUUGGGUCUGUGACAGCCAACGUGGAGUUGCUUAGCAACGGUGAUGAGGAGAGUCAGAUUGAUGUGGAGGCAGCCAAAGUGAACGUGGCUGUACAAAUCAGCAUCCUCUGUGGCCUCAUACAGCUCCUGCUGUACUUGCUGCGUGGAGACGGUGUGUGUCGCUGGCUGUCCGAUCCUGUGAUCAGAGGCUACACCACAGCAGCAGGUCUGCAUGUGGCCAUCCUGCAGCUGCCGCUGAUGACUGGAAUACCUGCGCAGAGAUACACGGGGCUGCUGCCUUCAGCCCGGGUUUUAAGGGAUGUUCUGCUUGGAGUGACGAGUGCUGUACCAGGAUCUCUGUCUGUCUCUGCGGCUGCCAUGGUGAUCCUCAUCACAGGCAAGAUGCUGAAUGAGCGCUUUAAGAACAAGCUGCCUGUCGCUAUACCGUGGGAACUUAUACUGAUUGUCCUGGGCACCAUCCUGUCAGUGCAGAUGGAUCUGGCUGGACAGCACAGAGUCCAGGUGGUGGGACACAUACCCAGUGGCAUGUCUUCCCCAGUCCUCCCCUCGCUCUCUCAGGCCAGUGAGCUGUUUAUUCCGGCUCUGUCUGUGGCUCUGGUUGGCUUCAGUUUCCACUCAGCCUUGGGCUCAGUGUUUGCUGACAAACACGGCUAUUGCGUGGACCUCAGACAGGAGCUGCUCGCUCUGGGUUUGUGUAACACCAUAGGAGGAAUGUUCCAGUGUUUCUCCGUCAGCUGCUCCUUCUCUCGCAGCAUGGUCCAGGAUAGCAUUGGUGUCAAAUCACAGAUGGCAGGUUUGGUAUCAGCUCUGAUGAUUCUCACCAUCUUGUUGAAGAUUGGUCAUCUCUUCGAGCAGCUGCCAAAGGCAGUGUUGGCAGUGAUCAUCGUGGUGAACCUGCAGGGGAUAUUUGCUCAGUUCAAAGAUGUGUGUGUGCUCUGGAAGUCUGACAGAUUAGACCUGCUGGUGUGGGUAGCCUCGCUGAUUUCCACGCUGAUCUUUAACCUGGACCUGGGUCUGGCUGUCGCUGUCGUCUUCUCUCUGUGCACACUCCUCUACAGGACGAAACACUCCUCCACUGUUGUUUUGGGUCGUAUUCCUGGCACAGACUGUUACAAAGAUGUGGGACUCUACACUGAGGCAAAGCAAGUCCCUGGCUUGACUGUUAUCUCCUGUUCCAGUCCGAUUUACUUUGCCAACUCUGAACUGGUCUUCACAGAGAUCAGACAGACAGUGAGCCGUGGUCAGAGAGAGAAUCCAGCUAGAAUCCACCCGACUACCUCCUCCUCUUCCUCCUCCUCCUCAUCGGCCCAGACAUCGCCACACACGCACUGUUUGGUUCUGGAUUUCAGCUCAGUCGGUUUCAUAGACUCUGUGGCCAUGACAGCAUUGUGCAAGGUUAUAGGAGACUUGGAAGUCCAGGAUGUUAGAGUGUUCCUGGCUGCGUGCCCAGAGAGAGUUUUAUCCCAGCUCCACUCUCAGGGUUGUAAAGUAGACAGCAUUCUCAGCCCCUGUCUCUUCCCAUCGGUCCAUCAUGCUGUCCAGCGCAGCCUUGGUACUCUGCCCACGCCUCUGGAGGAAAUCAACCCAGAUGCGAGCGAAUGUUGAAACUACAAUGCGACUGCUGCUUUUGAAUGUAAAUUACCGGACAGUUAAGUCACCUCACAGUAACAAGUGGACAAAAAGACACAUCCUUGGGUGAUACUGAGGCCUUAAAGAUGGCAGACAGAAUGACCACAGCUUCAUUUUUCAUUUUUUUUUUUUUUGAAAGAAAGCCAUAAACACUUUGCAUAGUAUGUACAGGAUAUGCCUCACACAUUUCCAGAAAAUAAAUAUAAUUGUUCCCGACCAUUAUUGAUCUCUCUGUCAUGAAGCAUUUUAUAUUUGACCGCCCAGCUGCUAGUAAAACAUAAAAGAAAACUUUCAGUCCAUCGAUUGAUUCUCGUGAUGCACCAGUCUGCUAUCUAAACAGACUUUACUGACAUUGCUGGGUGAGACAAACCUGAGGAUGAAGAUGAGGAUCAUGAUCAUCAACCCAUUCAGACCGACUACAAACCACUGUAUAAACCAUGGGACUAUAUCAGCCCGAAAGCAGUGAAGAGACGGUCCAGCUGCAUGUAAAACACCAGCAGCCAGAGCAUAGAUUCACCCUAGCUGGGACUCAGAGUAAGUGAGUAAUGAAAGCACAGAAACACAUGACUAAUGAAUGCAUCAGCCACGACAGUGCAACAGUUAAAUCUGUAAAAUAAUUCGACCUGCCCUGUAGAUCCUAGUCUGUCCAGUUCUGUUCUGCACUAUGAGCGCUUUGGAUUAAGUGAUAAUGACACUGUUGAUUUAAAGUAGGUGACAGAGGCUGAAAAUAUGUAGCUGCCGUUCCUUACUCAGAGAACAGUGACAUUGUGCCAAUUCAGUCCAGAAAAAUACUUCCACUCUUUCAUGACAUGUAGAUUAAGUUUUAUUUAUUUCUCAUCUUAUUUGUAAUCAAAAUAUAACAAUAAUAUAGUUUUUAUUUGCAGAUACAGCGUGAGCACAAGAUGGCAGUUUGCAGAUGAAUAUACUCAUACUAUUAAUUUGUAUACUUCUAUAUAGUGUAUUAACUCAAGUAAUACGUUCAUGACUUUUCUCUUACAAGGCAUUUCAAAACGGGCAGCAGCCACUGGUAGGUCAACACUUACAAGUUCAUACUGUACAGAAGAAUUUUGUUAAAACUCUAAAACAUGAUUUUAAAUUCUAGAGGAGAUCUAAACGUUUCUAAAGAACUGUAUGAAGACUGCUGAAUUUUUAGGUCAAUGUGUCUACAUUCUUUUUACAGACAUAUACUCCCACAUGGUGGAAUGAUGCAGCCAUAAAAACAUGUGGUUAGUAUUUCACUCAGAUCAGCAAUAAGGACUGAACCAUUACUGUUCUCUCUCUCUCUCUCUCUCUCUCUCUCUCUCUCUCUCUCUCUCUCUCUCUCUCUCUCUCUCUCUCUCUCUCUUUCUUUCUCUCUCUCUAGGACAUUUUUGUUUGGUAGAUUAUUUUUCUUUGUUGUAACAAUGCUUCUUGGCAAUAAAUAAGCCUGUUAUUUUCCCUUUUACAUGGUGCCGUAUUUGUAGGGAAUGUGCAUUUGUGGGAUGAGCAGCAGAGCUCAUGUGUUGUGCCCAUGAAAGAUUUGCCAAAUCUUCCUUGCCAAACAGCCCUUUCUGAUAGUGACUCUUAUUUAGUGUUGUUUGAUGGAUUGGAUGAUUUAAGUCUGAAGAAAUAAGACAUAUUGGCAAUUUAUUCAUUUAACAAACAGGAGCCUCAGUGGC